UAUCCGGCCAUCAUCUCCUCUCCCGAGUCUUAUAAUAAUGAAUUGAAUCUUCAAAACAUCUCAAGAACUGAAAAUGGCAGAAAACCAAAGAACUCAUUCUUCUUUAUCAUCAAACCAAACAUACCCAAUCACCAUUGAAGAAGAAUCCAUAGCUUCUAUGCUUUCAAAACAAACACAACAUCCCAAAAACACCAGUCUUCUCCAAACCAACACAUUUCUCGCCGGAGCAAGAACCAAAUCCAUCGAUUGGAUUCUCAAAGCCAAUACCCAUCACUCUUUCUCCACCGCCACCGCCGUCCUCGCCGUCAACUACUUCGACAACCUAUUAUUAAACACUCUCCUCUUUCAACAAGAAAACAGACCGCCGCCAUGGACAACCCAUCUCGCCGCCGUAGCUUGUCUCUCUUUAGCAGCCAAAAUGGAAGAAACCCAUCUCCCCACUUUAUCCAAUUUCCAAGUGGAGAAGAAUGUGUUUGAAGCAAAGACUAUUCAGAGGAUGGAGAUUCUUGUCUUGUCUAAGCUUCAAUGGAAGAUGAACCCAGUUACCCCACUUUGUUUUCUUAGCUAUAUCGCGAAAAACCUGAAAUUUAAUCAUGAUUUCUCCGGCGAGUUUCUCCGGCGAUGUGAAUGCCUCUUACUAGAUUCUAUUUCUGAUUGUAGGUUUAUGAAUUAUCUUCCUUCUAUCUUGGCUGCAUCCAUAGCUACAUUAGUGAUGACAGGAAUUGCAGAUGCAGGAGAUAUUAAAGAUCACAUUUUUAGCAUCAUUCAAAUCCAAAAAGGAGAUGUAGAUGAUUGUUGUAAAAUGAUUAUUGAGGCAGUUUCAAGAAAUUAUUUGCAACCGGGCAGUCCUACAGGAGUGACGGAUGCCUCCUUCAGUCCUAUUGGGAACACUCUCAGCCCUGGCCGGACAAACAAGGAGGCCAAAAGUUGAGAUUUAUAUAUUUAUUGGGGUUUGUUUCUGUUUCAUAUAUUUUGUAUGUGGAAAUGGA
Messenger RNA from Impatiens glandulifera, 989 nucleotides. RefSeq names its product cyclin-D3-3-like. NCBI's taxonomy places the organism in Eukaryota, Viridiplantae, Streptophyta, Magnoliopsida, Ericales, Balsaminaceae. The record is from RefSeq and is a predicted model, not a curated record. The transcript is spliced from 4 exons. Gene Ontology annotation, cellular component: cyclin-dependent protein kinase holoenzyme complex; cytoplasm; nucleus. The coding region runs from base 74 to 931 and encodes 285 amino acids. Gene Ontology annotation, biological process: regulation of cyclin-dependent protein serine/threonine kinase activity; mitotic cell cycle phase transition. Gene Ontology annotation, molecular function: cyclin-dependent protein serine/threonine kinase regulator activity.